AUGGGAAGCAAGGAGCACAUCCCAGUUGUUAGUGUCUACACCGGAUAUUUUCCUAAAGAGGUCGAAGGCGAGUAUGUGCCACGGGGAGUUCGGAGGAAGAAGAAAAAUGAAAAAAAAAAAGGAGAAAGAAACUAUUCCCUCCUCCACUUCACACCGUCGUCCACCCAUCUUCUUCCUCUCAUCCUCGCCGGAACCGCCAUAGCCACCCAAACACAUACCCUUUCCACCACUCCCGUUUCCACUUCCUCCGCCUUCCGCCGGAGACCUCUUACACAAACCACAUCUCCACGCCGUCUCCGCCCUUCGCCAACCGAACACGUCACUACCUUCACCAGCGUCACACGAUACAACCCACCGCACCUCCGUCGAACCACAACAGCGCGCACUCACCACCGCCACUACGCCAUCUUCACCGGUCAACCUCCGCCGUGUAUCUCCUACCCUCUGGCACAACCAAAUCAACACCAUCGAAACCAUUUCGACCUAACCUUCACACCGCCAUCACCUAUCCCCCAUUUCCGGCACCAUCAAUUUCAAAUUCGGCAUUGUGACCUCCGACAAUAUCGUCGCCAUGUUUUCGGUCUCGCGGUUUUUCCGUUUCGAGCUUGGCUUUGUUCGCAUUGCAGAAUGACUUUCGUGUGUUUGGUUGCGUUUAGAGCUUGUGUGCGUGCUAUGUUGUGGCUUGAAAUGCAGAGUAUACUACUUUAUAAGUUAUAGUAUUAUGUAUUAUUUUAUAAGUUACAGUUAGUAAGGAGGUUGAAAUAAAGAAUUGGAUUUUAAAGAGUUUUUCUUGGUUACCGUAGAAAACGUUGCCGGUUACAUUUGUUUUACAAGUGCGAGUAGUAAUGGCUAGAAAUGCAUGUCAAUAUUUUAUUUUAAAACAUAUGUGAAUCCAUACUCUGUUUCUUCUUUCUUUUA
Molecule: messenger RNA, 918 nt
Organism: Lathyrus oleraceus (garden pea)
Lineage: Eukaryota; Viridiplantae; Streptophyta; Magnoliopsida; Fabales; Fabaceae
Exons: 4
Coding region: 1-717 (238 amino acids)
Source: RefSeq, a predicted model, not a curated record